Messenger RNA from Penicillium subrubescens, 1104 nucleotides. RefSeq names its product cytochrome b-c1 complex subunit 6 family protein. Gene Ontology annotation, biological process: mitochondrial electron transport, ubiquinol to cytochrome c. Bases 100 to 582 code for a protein of 160 amino acids. The transcript is spliced from 3 exons. The record is from RefSeq and is a predicted model, not a curated record. NCBI's taxonomy places the organism in Eukaryota, Fungi, Ascomycota, Eurotiomycetes, Eurotiales, Aspergillaceae.
ACAUCCUCGACUUCACCACCCCUACCUUCAAUCCAUACACCCCAUCCCCACCACAAUCUCCCACGACCCUCUGGUCAUUGUCUUCAAUUGACAGUCGCAAUGGGUUUCGCCGACUUUUUCACUGACGUCGUCUCCUCCCUGGGCUUCACCGAGGCUCAGGCUGAGGCUCCCGCUGCCGACGUCGAGACUUCCACCCCCCAGGACGCCGAGCCCGCCGAGAAGACCGACGAGUCUACCGAAGAGACAACUGAGUCCGAGUCUGCUGAGGAGACCCCCGAGGAGUCCUCCGAGGAGGCUCCUGAGGAAGAGGAGGCCGAGGCUGAGGAGGAGGAAGAGGAAGAAGAGGAGGAAGAGGAGGAGGAGCCUGAAGACAUCAAGCCCAAGCUCGAGGAGGAGUGCGCCAACUCCGCCCAGUGCGCUCCCUACAAGCACCACUUCGACGAGUGCGUCGAGCGUGUCACCCGCCAGCAGGAGGAUGAGGACUACAAGGGUCCCAAGGAGGACUGCGUCGAGGAGUUCUUCCACCUCACCCACUGCGCCACUGCCUGCGCCGCCCCCAAGCUCUGGCGUGAGCUCAAGUAAACGGAUCACCCAGGACCCUCUUUCAGCACGGCGUCUCUCUACUCUCGCAUCGAUUCGACCCCGCACAUCCCGACUGACUCGAUACGGGCAUACGAAGACUCAAUACCUGAAAGAACUACGAAUCCGUUUCCCUGAUGACUGUCACCCACAAUAUUUGACAGUCUGCCGUCUAUGUCCUUGAUUUGAAAACAUGGGGUUGGGCGAGGAGUGUCUUGAAUACUUUCUCGGUCCAUUUCUGUGUGCAUAUGGUGUUUUCAAGGCAGGGAGGGAGGAAGGAAAGGAAAGGAAAGAAUAAUAGACCGCCUUCUCUCUGCCUUGCAUGUACAGAUAGCUGGUCUUCCGCCUGUUCGAACUGUGCUUGUGUUUUUAUUUACUGUGUCUUAAGACGAAUCUCAUCUGUUGAAAACGGAAGGAUUUGACGUUGUUCCCUACGAUUGCUUAUUAUUUGGUAACCUGAGAGUAGACACUAUACCUGAGCACAGGUUGAAUUGAUGAGACUUGAUUGAGACUGGAUUGGUGAUA